Messenger RNA from Cladocopium goreaui, 546 nucleotides. The record is from the annotation of a GenBank genome assembly. NCBI's taxonomy places the organism in Eukaryota, Dinophyceae, Suessiales, Symbiodiniaceae.
AUGACGACAAAGCCGCCAGAACUCGACGAGAGUGAACUGGUCGCGCAACUGGUACGCGGCGAUCCGCGGGCGUUCGACCUCGUGGUCGAGCAAUACCAGCUCCGCGUGGCGGGGCUCGCCAAUCGCCUGUUGGGCUGGACCGACGCAACCGACGACGUGGUGCAAGACGUAUUCGUCACCGUGCUCGAUCGAGUCAGUUCGUUCGAAGGUCGCUCGAGCCUGUGGACAUGGCUAGCCCGCAUCACGAUCAAUCGCUGCCGCACUUGGCAGCGGCGCACUUGGUUGCGGCGCAAGCUGCAAAGCGUCAGCGGAACCUUGCUCGACCGCCAAGCCGAAACCCCCGCAUCGCAACCCCAGCUAAUUCGUGACGAAACCGCCGCCGAGGUUCGCACCGCCGUGCGAGCUCUGCCGGCCAAGUACCGCGAGGUAAUCGUGCUGCGUUACCUGGAAGAACUCCCCAUCGAAGAAGUCGCCGAGCUGCUGGAACUCUCCCGCGGAGCCGUCGAUGCCAACUCGCCGCCCGACUUAAGCAUCUGCAAUGAGUAA